Molecule: messenger RNA, 7124 nt
Organism: Pygocentrus nattereri (red-bellied piranha)
Lineage: Eukaryota; Metazoa; Chordata; Actinopteri; Characiformes; Serrasalmidae
Gene: pdgfc
Product: platelet derived growth factor c
Exons: 6
Coding region: 573-1598 (341 amino acids)
Biological process (GO): positive regulation of cell migration; platelet-derived growth factor receptor signaling pathway; positive regulation of phosphatidylinositol 3-kinase/protein kinase B signal transduction
Cellular component (GO): membrane
Molecular function (GO): platelet-derived growth factor receptor binding; growth factor activity
Source: RefSeq, a predicted model, not a curated record
UCCACAAACUCAACCCUCUCAACUCCUUCCAGGCUCCACUCUGCAGCUCCAGAGCGACGCUCUCCUCGCGUUUGGGCUUUUCCCCCCUCCACUUGCUACUGAAACGGCUACUCGAAAUCUCUGUUUCUCCUCCAGAAAGCAUGCAGAGCUCCAACAACUCGCGCAUGGACCGUGUUGGGCUGCGAGUUGCAGAGAAACUCAGAAACACUCAGGAGAGCAGCGCUUUCCAGAGCUUUCCGAGAAGAUUGCCCUGAGCUGUGGAGGGCAGCGGUGGAGCUCAGGCUGUAAGUGUUGGAGUGAGGACUGUUCUUUGUUUCCGAGCUGCGGAGGAACCGAGUCAGAAGAGUAAAAGUUCAGAAGGUGAGCAGGUGCGCUCAGAGCCACGUUUUCUCGCUUUCUGACGCGCAGCGUCUCCUGAGCUGCGUCCUGUCCGUCUGCGGGGACUAUGAGGUUUCUAUUCGGCGUGCUGGUGUGUCCGGAUCCGGAUACCUGUGUGGUGAGGAACGGCUGAGGGCUCACCUGACUGAACAGCUUCUCCACAGCGUUAGCAUCUGCUGCUAACUCCCAGCCAAAUGCCUCCUCUCCUGCUCCUCUGCCUGCUGUGGUCUUUCCUGCAGAGCUGCUGGGCUGAAUCCGCUCUCAUCACCAAACUGCAGCACGGCGAGGUGAAGGAGCAGAACGGGGUUCAGGAGACUCAGCAUGAGAAGGUAGUGAUGGUGAGUGGUGAGGGGAUGAUUCACAGCCCUGGAUUUCCACACACAUACCCCCGCAGCACUGUGAUUGUGUGGAGGCUGGUAGCUGCCGAUGAAGUCUCCAGAAUCCAGCUGACUUUUGACCAUCGUUUCGGCCUAGAGGACCCUGAGGACGGCGUCUGCAAGUAUGAUUACGUGGAAGUGGAGGAGCCUUCUGAGGGGAUGGUUUUGGGUCGCUGGUGUGGCUCUCAGGACGUCCCCGAUUCUCAGAUGUCCAAAGGGAACCAAGUCCGCAUCCGUUUUGUUUCAGAUGAAUACUUCCCUUCUGACCCAGGCUUCUGCAUCCACUACUCUCUGCUCCAGCAGAAGCCAGAGACUCCUGCUGUAAUGCCAAUGCCACCAGCUCUGCAGAAUAUGGAAUCUCUGGGGGAAGCUGUGGCCGGCUUUGGCACUGUGGAGGAGUUGCUGAAGUACCUGGAGCCGGACCGCUGGCAGCUGGACCUGGAGGAGCUUUAUAAACCCACCUGGCAGGUGCUGGGAAAGUCUUUCUUCCACCAGAAGAAAGCCAGAGGGGUGGUGGAUUUGAACCUGCUACGUGAGGAGGUUCGGCUGUACAGCUGCACACCGCGAAACGUGUCCGUGUCAUUACGUGAGGAGUUGAAGCGGACAGACGCCAUCUACUGGCCCAGCUGCCUCCUUGUGAAGCGCUGCGGGGGAAACUGCGCCUGCUGCUCGCACCGCUGCUACGACUGCCACUGCACCCCCACCAGAGUGGCCAAGAAAUACCAUGAGGUACUGAUGCUGAAAAUCAGACCGGGUGGCAGAGGGCCGCAGAAGUCCUUGACGGACGUCCCAUUGGAGCACCAUGAGGAGUGUAGCUGCGUAUGCAAGAAUGACUCAGACUGAACUUGACCUGGAGAAGGAGCUUUAUGGGCCCCCAUGUGGACUGAGCUUCAGCUGGGGAAAUAUUUAUUCGUGGCUUACUGACAGAGCCAUUUUUCUACCGCCGUGUUCGAACUAAUGACACCUAGAGAUAGACAUCUUCUUAUCUUGACUUUUCUAAGCCUUACAGAGGGCUCCAGUAUUCCUGCUCUCAUGGAUCUGUGUGUAACUCGUAAAGACAUUUCCAUCGGUCCCAUUUAAAUAUGGAAUAUUCAGAGGGAAAAUCCUAUGCAACUAGGUAGUAUGUUUACAUGCGUUUGUGUACAUACGUUUUUUAAGUGCACGGUGAUGUGAGGGGGUUGAAGAGGGUGAAGAGGAAUCCACCAGCUAUAUGUAAGCUCAAACGUAGGCUAGUUAAUGUAAUGCUUACUUAGUUCAACUUUACAUAAGAUCAAAAAUAGUUGCAGCAUACAUCUGCUGAAAGGCCUAGUCCAGCACAAUCACAUUCAUUUUAAUGUAAUUCACCACAAUGAGCGAUUCUGUGUUCCAGACUUCUGGGAUGAGUCAAUUUCAUGUGCAAAUGCAUCUUCAACCCAUAGCUUUGGCUGCGUAGAGCUCGGCAGUAGUGGUAAUAUUAGCAACAUGAACCUUUAAACAUCUCUUAACCACUGCCUGUAAUAAACACAUGUAAGACUAUGCAGUCGUUUGGGAAACAUUUUACUUUUUGAUUUUAGUCACGUUAGCCAGCUUGGCUUAGCUACCUGCUAUGAUUAUCUGUCAUAUUUUCAUAUUCAUAUUUUUAUUGUUUAAAAUGGGCAAGUUGGCCAGCUGGCUAACUGCUAUGUUAGUUCUCUGGCUAACUGCUGCUGCACAUAAGUUACACUGCCAUCUACCAUGCCAUAUACACUUAUGGCUUCAGUGUGCUGCAACGUGUAAAUCCGAGUAUGAUUUUGUUCACUCUUUUGUCAUUAUCAUUUUGGUUUGCGGGUUAGCUAGCCUACUAACGGGAGGAUUUUUUUUGGUCACCAAUAUUCUGGUCCAGAGUCAGCCACGUCCAUUUCAUAAGACAUCAGAAAACUAGAAAUAUCUAGUGUGACUGCAGUUCAGAGCUGAUUUAUGUUUCUGCUAAAAUGCACAUAAAGGAAUAUGCAUUAAGACAUUUAUGAGAACGUGUCCACAAAAUUGACUAAACGCCUAUCUCACCUACACACCGCUCAGAUCUGUGCGUUAAGCAAGUGCUGGUCUGUUACCUAGUAGUUGUAAAAGCAAUUUAGAAGCUGUAUUUGAGUGAAAAGGCUACAGUCGCUGAUUUUUUAGCAAUAUACAGUGCACUGCAGCUGGGCUUCAGCCUGCACUACUGCAAAUGAUUACAAGGCCCAAAAUGCAUUAAUGGCAUUAAAGAAAGGAAAAAAAGCAGUUGCGUAAUUAUGAGAUUAAUUAUGUAGUUACCUAAUUAUUUACAUUCAUGUUCCAUUUUCCUUCUUUAUUGACAAAAACAGACACAAAUAUAAAGAACAUUUUUUUCUUUAGGCAAAAAUAGACUGUCUGCAAAUUUUUCAAACCAUAAUAAAAUAUCUCCUCUUACACUUUAGAUCUUACUUUCCACACAGUUGUUUCAGUGAACUACAAGUCAGGAAUCAUUUGUGUAGACUUGCAACAUGCUUCUAUAACUAGCCUACGGUUGUCCCAAGUAGAGCUGGUCCAGCUGUAUUCUGGAUAGUGUCGUGUACUUGGUGUGGACAGAAAGAGAAAGAAGAUGAAAGAGAAAGGAAAGAAAAUGAAGAGCGUGGGAAUGAAACAGGGAAAGACUGAGAUUGACAGGUCUUCAUAAAAGAAUGGAACUGAUCUUUGCUACUUAUUGCUCUCCUUAUAAAGAGAGUCAUCCACCAGCAGCUGUUGUCUGUUCUUUAUGGUUCUUUUUUCCGGCUCCAAACAUCGCAGAGGGUUUUAUGGAGUUUAUGGAACGAUGCCUUUGAAAUCAUGAAUCUGUUUUUUGGAGAUCCCUGUGGACCAGAAGUGGACCUUCUAUCCUUUACGUAACCAUCCCACAGAGGAUCUAUCGCUUUAAUUCCUACAAAAAGACGAUUUAAUCUGAGAAAAGGGAGGGACAGAUGGCUCCCGGACUACUUCACAUCUUCUCUGUUUUGGGUUUGAAUUUAAUAAACAUCGUGUAAAAGGAGGACAUACUAAAGAUGAAAGCACCCUUGUGCAUUUUGUUGCUGUCUUAGGAAAAACCUGUCUCUGAAACUGUCCCUUUAAAGAAAUGAAAACUUCUAAUACUAAAGGUAAUAUCUAUCUGCCUUACAGAACACAGAAGUCAGAGCACCCUUCACUUAUUUAAUUUACAAUCAAAACAACUAUUUAGUAAAUGUUAUCCAUCUUUCUGAGCAGAUUAGAUAUAAGAUAAUCCUCUUGUACAGGUAAGCAAAAAACUAAAAUUCAAAAAAUAAUGAAAGGCUAUAGAGAAAAGGGGGCUCCUGAAAACCACCUGGAAGACCUAGUAGACACAAAAACUGCUCCCAUCAGAUAAACAGCACUUAAAGCUUUCAUCUUUGACAGAGAGGAGAAAUUCAAGCUGCUCCAGAUCUCAAAACAUCCACAGGGGUCUGAAAGGAUGUGCAGCUGACAAGAAGCCUCUCCAAAAAGGAGACAAACACAUCAAACAAAGAGGCUGAGCAAUGGACUGACAGCCCCAGAGUCCAGACGUCAGCAUCACUCAAUGCAUUCGGAUUUUUUCAGAAAAUGAUCAACCAACUUCUAAGACUGAACUUUUGAGGUGUGUCUGCAGAUUUCUUUGAGAAACAGAAAAGAAUGGAAGCUGAAAUAAAGGUAAAAUGUGACACACUGAAUACUGAAAAUAUUUAUGUAAUAUUUAGUUGUCAAGGCUUUGUCAGUUAUAUGUUUUCUGCUGAUUUCCUGACAAAAAAAAUCCGGAAAAAUUCAUAACUUGUCUUCGAUGGUCAUUUUGACAGGAAAUUAUAUGAAUGAAAGGUGGCUCUGAAUUUUGUACAAUAGUGUAUAAUAGGUGGACAUUUGCUGAAUUUCAUUAGAGAAUGUUUAUGCAAAGCAUGUUGGUACAAAACCUCCAAUAUGGUAAAAAUGGAAACUUUAUGGAAAAAAACUUAUGGAAAAAAUAUACUUUUAAUGGAAGUCAAUGAAAUCAUAUCUCUUUUGGUCCAUUUAUCAUGAAAUGUCCACACAAUGUAAAAGGCAACAGUGAUUUUCAAAUGAUGUCAGAAACUGAAAAAUAGAGAUACAAGGUUUUAUUCCGGCAACAGCGGCUUAUAGUUGUAGAACACUCCUGAAUUCUUUAGUGCUGUUUGCUCUGAGUCUGUGUAAUGCAUUGUUUCUGAGACGUCAUCAGUUUUCCAGAGGGAGAAAUUUGUGGUCAUUCAUUACCACUGUAGCAGUCCUGAAAACCUGAGGGAACAUGGGGUCACUGCUUUUGUGGCUCAACUUUAUUUAAAGGUAUCUGCUGUUUUCAAGUUCUUUUGUAGAAAAAUAAAAAAUGAAAAAAUAUGGAGUUGUAAGGUUUUCUUACGACAGCAACAAUUUGUUCAAAAUAAGAGCCAGGAGAAAUAUUUUGGAUAAAACUGUCUUGUACACAUUCAUCUGUCAGAUCCUUCCAAAGCGCAGUUUGAGAUGAUCCAGGCCCGGCGGAAUUAGUUCCUUUUUGUAGAUAGCAUUUUAAUCUUGUAAAUAGACAUUCUGUUCCGCUUUCUGCAGUUUUGUCUCUGUUUCAUGCAAUUAUUCUUAUCAAAAUCGUGCUUUUUUUGUAAGCUGAAAUGAACCUUCACACUGUUUUAUGACUGUUCCUUUUGUUACAUUAUUCAUCAGUCUUGGGUAGAUAUGAAAGUACAGAUUUAUAGGGCUAUGCCUUUGUAUAAGUUUCAGUACAUCAAAAGAUAGAUACAUUAUUUGAAAUUGGAAUUUGGGAGCCUAAAUAAAAUGUUUUAGACAGAUAAAUUCACCAUCCAAUUUAUAACUAUCAUUCCACUCAUUGGCCACUUUAUUGUAGGUGUAUAGUUUCACACUGUAGCCCAUCUGUUUUUGCACAAUUAUUCAGACCCCCUCUACCCCAUUCCAAAAUGGAAAGGGACCACUGUAGGACCACCGAUGACCAGAUGUUAUUUAGUGCUGGUAGUCCACCCUCAGCACAGUAGUGAUGCUGACAUGAUCGUAUAUGUGGUGCUGAAAACAGAUACUACACUUGUUAAUGCUAAUUUCUGCUAUCAUCUUUAUUCUAGUAUUUGAAUUCCCAUAGAACAAAGCUAAUUUCAAGUCACAUUAUUUGUCCAUUCUAGUUCAAACACAAACAUCUGAAUCUUGUUAAAGAUAUUUUGUAUGUUUUAUCUGAAGCUUAUAACAGAUGAUAUCAUAUAUCUGAGCUUGUAUGUAUCAGUUUUACAGUGACUCAGUAAAGAGUUCUGACAUAGAGCUGCCAUCACUAUUUUGCCAUUCCUAACAACUAGCCGGAACACUGCUUAGAAUAUGACUCACAGUCAGUAACAUAUCUGACCAGAUAUUUGGUGGUGGUGGUCCACCCUCAGCACAGCAGUGAUGCUGACAUGAUGUAUGUGGUGCUGAAAAAAAAUUAAUAAAUUAUAUAUAUAUAUAUAUAUAUAUAUAUAUAUAUAUAUCACUAAAGUGCUUUCAGGGUUCAAAUACAACAAGCAUGGUUGUUAAAUUUACAAACAAGCAAUUACAAACAUCCUUUCUAUUUCACAGAAGUUAUUCAGUGAAAGGUUCCCCUUUGUCACAGCCCUGGACUGUGUGGUCAAGCAACCAUGAUGGUAACCAAAAACAUUGUGGUUAACAUGGUAGUUGUUUAACAACGUUUUUCAGGAAAAGCACCCCAGAGCAGCUCUGUGAUCAGAAACUGGACAUUGAUGAAAAAAGUUAAAUGGUGACUAAAGCCUGGGCAUCUCACACUGUCCGAGUGGUUUUUGCAGAUAUUUUGGGCAGCUCAAAUAUUGGGGAUAAAUGAUUAGGGAUCACACACUACUCAACUUUUAAUUUAUUGCUAAAACAAAUGGAACUCAAUGAACUUGCGCGAACUCAUGCGUUGUCCCAUUACUAGGAGAUGCAAUUAAACAAACGUGGCGUUGCUGCUGCCAUUUUCUCUGCCCUUUGUGCUGACACAGUAAAGAAGCAGCAAGUAAACAUUUAAAUGAAGCUCAUAGAUUUAAAAAUUGUGCACCAACAGAUGGUCUACAGUCCUGUAAACUUUAACUGUAACUCUACACCAGCAAGCUGGAGCUACACGAAAGGCCUCCUAGGUAUACAACUAUCAUAUUGAAGAAGCUUAAGCGUUAUCUCUAGGGCUCCAAGAGCCAAAAAUCUCCACACUGUAGUCACACCAUUAUCACAAACUACAAACUAUAAUCUAUUCAGGAUCUGCCCUGUAGUUCCACUAGAAGUUGCCUUUCUUUCUUGUCCAGAUUCAGCACCGUCUCCAUUGGAGAUGACUUAUGUGUAACUAAUGAGAUGUUAGGUGUAAGAAUCCUGUUCAUUGUGUAUUUAUAAUGCAAAAUAAACGUUUCUCAUUAA